This is a messenger RNA of Manihot esculenta (cassava), 1562 nucleotides long. Its product is annotated as palmitoyl-acyl carrier protein thioesterase, chloroplastic. The transcript is spliced from 6 exons. The record is from RefSeq and is a predicted model, not a curated record. Gene Ontology annotation, biological process: fatty acid biosynthetic process. Bases 318 to 1466 code for a protein of 382 amino acids. Gene Ontology annotation, molecular function: acyl carrier activity; fatty acyl-[ACP] hydrolase activity. NCBI's taxonomy places the organism in Eukaryota, Viridiplantae, Streptophyta, Magnoliopsida, Malpighiales, Euphorbiaceae.
CCUACACAAUUGCGUGCAAGCAACGAGGGACGCCUCUCAAAUUCUCUCCUACCCAUAAGAGUGGUUGAGCUGCAAACCUCACUUCCUCUAAUACUCCAUUUUUGGAUUUCUUCUAUUCUCUGCAUUACUCUUCCUGUUUUAUGUUAUCUCUGAACUAUAGUUAGACCAACGAAUAUUCGCUAUUUUAAAAAAAAAAAAAAAAAAGAAUAAAAACUCUUAGAGAAAGCAACCUGAGCUAGAAGCUUCACCUCGUCCUUUUUCUAAACUUCUGUGUGUAGUUCUUUAUAUUUUGAUAUUAAACUGAUGAUAAUUUAGUGAUGACAUUAAUGGCUGCCAUGAGCAGCGUUAAAUCAUAUUUUCCAGGGAAUUUUCACAAGGCCGAGGAAAGUAAUGUGAUGGUGGCCAAGGCAGGGAAUUCACAAAGCAGCCUUAGUUUGAUUGCACAGAAAAUUCCAAGGUGUUCCGUGAGAGCAAGUGCUGGGAAUCCCCAAAGCGUGGACAUAAUCAAUGGAAAAAAGGUGAACGGGGUACAUGUAGCGGAAACUCCAGAUGUAAGGAAGAUGAAUAUGGACGAUAAUAUUGUUGAUGGUCAACCCCUUCAUACAUGCUUACUUGGUAGGUUUCUAGAGGAAAGGCUGAUCUAUAGACAGACCUUCGUUAUUAGGUCUUACGAGAUUGGACCUGACAAGACAGCCACCAUGGAAACAUUGAUGAAUUUUCUUCAGGAGACUGCACUUAACCAUGUCACAAGCUCUGGGCUAGCCGGAAACGGCUUCGGCGCUACCCGGCAGAUGAGCCUCAGAAAACUGAUUUGGGUAGUCACCCGCAUCCACAUUCAAGUAGAAAGAUACAGCUGCUGGGGAGAUGUUGUCGAGAUCGAUACUUGGGUUGAUGCAGAUGGGAAGAAUGCAAUGCGCAGGGACUGGAUAAUCCGAGAUUAUAAUACACAAGAGAUCAUAACAAGAGCAACAAGCACAUGGGUUAUCAUGAACAGAGAAACAAGAAAGCUAACGAAAAUCCCAGAACAAGUCAGGCAAGAGGUGGAACCAUUCUAUACAAACAGGAUUGCAAUAUCUAGGGAGAACAACGAUGUUGUGAAAAUCAGUAAGCUUACUGAUGAAACUGCGGAGAGAAUCCAAUCUGGCUUAGCUCCAAGAUGGAGCGAUAUGGAUGCCAAUCUGCAUGUAAAUAACGUCAAAUACAUAGGAUGGAUUUUGGAGAGCGUUCCAAUAAAUGUACUGGAAGAUUACAAUCUCGUAAGCAUGACCUUGGAGUAUCGGCGUGAGUGUCGACAAUCGAAUCUGUUGGAGUCCUUAACAACCACAACUGCAGAUCUGAAUAAUAACUCUUGUAAUCGAGAAGCAGAGGUGGAAUAUACGCACUUGCUUCGCAUGCAAAACGACAAAGCAGAGAUUGUCCGAGCAAGAACAGAAUGGCAAUCCAAAAAUAAUGUGAUUUUUAACUAGAAAUAUGCUCUUCUUGGUUUUGUAAUUCCCUUGUUGCUAUAUUUACAUUUGUUUUGAUGUGAGAACAAUAAUACAUGGGAUUGAUUCAUUUGCACA